Messenger RNA from Triticum dicoccoides, 2538 nucleotides. RefSeq names its product CBL-interacting protein kinase 31. Lineage: Eukaryota; Viridiplantae; Streptophyta; Magnoliopsida; Poales; Poaceae. The transcript is spliced from 19 exons. The coding region runs from base 1 to 2349 and encodes 782 amino acids. The record is from RefSeq and is a predicted model, not a curated record. Gene Ontology annotation, molecular function: ATP binding; protein serine/threonine kinase activity. Gene Ontology annotation, biological process: protein phosphorylation; signal transduction.
AUGAGUUCCAAUGAUCCCAAAUUUGGUGAUUGCUUAUUUGAGCUUACUAAUCUUACGAGUGCCAAAGGAGAUGUUGGAAUCAUUAGCAAUAUCAUUUCCGAAGUCAUUAGAAUCCAUAGAGAUGGACAUUGUUACAGUCAUACUUCUAAUGAAUUACCCUCUCUAGGAGUUGAUCCAUCACAUGAUGAUGAUGAUGAUGAACAUGGAUACUAUGAUGAGGAUGAUGAUAAUAGUGACCAUGAUCUUGAUGAUGCGAUGAGAUACUUUGGUCUUAUGGCUAAUCUUCGCGGCUACAUGGCUGGAGGAAAGGAAUGGGUCCUUGAUAGUGGAUGUACUGAUCAUAUGACCGGAGACAAAGAUAUGUUUCGUGAGCUUGCUAAAAACGGCGGCCCUCGAAAGUAUGUCACUUUUGGUGAUAACUCAAAGGGUAAGGUGGUUGGCCUCGGUAAGGUGGCCAUCUCACAUGAUAGCUCCAUACAAAAUGUCAUGCUCGUUGAAUCUCUUGGGUACAAUUUACUUUCAGUAUCUAGACUUGCUGAUUUCGAUUUCAAUGUCCUAUUUACUGAAGUAGACUGCCAAGUGUUUCAAAGAGACAAUCAUAAAAUGGUCUUUACCGGUAUACGUAGAGGUGAUCUUUACAUUGUUGAUUUCACUAAAAAGGCUCAACCUAGAACUUGCUUAAUUGCUAAAUCUUCUAAAGGCUGGUUGUGGCAUAGAAGGCUAGGUCAUGUGGGCAUGCGAAAUCUUGAUAAGCUUAUUAAAGGUGUAUCUGUGUUAUCUAACCUUGUUUACUCAGGUUCAUUCCUUCAUAAGCCAACUCAAGACCACAAGGUGUUGUUUAGUGUUCCUGAGAUCUUUAGGAUCUACAAUACUUCUACUGUUCUUCCUUUUAUCCUUUUUGGGAAAGAUGGUAAAGGCUGCCUCAUGAUGUAUCGCGCCAAGAGAGCUGCAUUGUCACCAAAGGUGAAGCGCCGUGUCGGCAAGUAUGAGCUCGGCCGCACCAUCGGGGAAGGGACCUUUGCAAAGGUCAGGUUCGCAAAGAACACUGAAACCAUGGAGCCUGUUGCUAUCAAAAUCCUCGACAAGGAGAAGGUUCAGAAGCUCAGAUUGGUUGAACAGAUUAGGCGCGAAAUUUGUACUAUGAAGUUAAUAAAGCAUCCUAAUGUUGUUCGACUGCACGAGGUGAUGGGAAGUAAAGCAAGAAUUUUCAUUGUUCUGGAAUACAUUACUGGAGGGGAACUCUUUGAUACCAUUUAUACCAAUGGAAGGCUGAAAGAAGAGGAAGCACGCAAAUACUUUCAACAGCUGAUAAACGCCGUUGACUAUUGCCACAGUAGGGGUGUGUAUCACAGAGAUUUGAAGUUAGAAAAUUUGUUGCUUGAUGCUGCUGGAAACCUCAAAGUGUCCGACUUCGGUUUAAGUGCUUUAACUGAGCAAGUGAAGGCUGACGGGUUGCUGCACACAACAUGCGGAACUCCGAACUAUGUUGCUCCUGAGGUGAUUGAGGAUAGAGGUUAUGAUGGUGCAGCUGCAGAUAUCUGGUCUUGCGGGGUAAUCCUUUUUAUUCUCCUUGCCGGGUUUUUACCUUUCGAGGAUGAAAACAUCAUCGCCCUUUAUAAAAAGAUCUCAGAAGCUCAAUUCACAUGCCCCUCUUGGUUUUCUACUGGAGCUAAGAAGUUGAUUACCAGAAUUUUGGACCCUAAUCCUGCAACUCGUAUCACCAUUCCUCAGAUACUGGAGGAUCCUUGGUUCAAAAAGGGAUUCAAGCCACCUGUUUUUGACGACAAGUAUGAAACUAGCUUCGAAGAUGUCUAUGCUGCAUUUGGAGACUCAGAGGACCAGCAUGUGAAAGAGGAGACUGAACAUAAGCCAACCUCAAUGAAUGCAUUUGAACUGAUUUCACUGAAUCAGGGAUUGAAUCUGGACAAUUUGUUCGAGGCAAAGGAGGAGCAUAAAAGAGAGACACGAUUCACGUCGCAAUGCCCUCCAAAAGAAAUCAUCAGCAAGAUUGCGGAAGCUGCAAGGCCACUUGGAUUUGACAUUCAGAAGAAAAACUACAAGAUGCGGAUGGAGAACCCGAAAGCAGGUAGAAAAGGCAAUCUCAAUGUUGCAACCGAGGUGUUUCAAGUAGCUCCAUCCCUACAUGUGGUUGAGCUGAAAAAGGCGAAGGGGGAUACUCUGGAAUUUCAAAUGUUCUACAGAUCUCUCUCGACCCAGCUCAAGGAUGUAGUUUGGAAGUGCGGCGGCGAGGCUCCGAUGAAACAGCGGGCGCGCAGCCAGCUGUGGAAGAGCCUAUCUAUGGCUUCGUUAGUUUGCUUAUUACAUAUUCAUGGUCCAGAGGGAGAUUAAAGCCAGAGGCGAAAGGCCGUAUUGUUGCAAGAUUGUAUUGGUAGGAGGUUAUAUUGAACAGCGCAAUGUGUUACUUUGUUCUCUACUCUACUUAGCAUUGUACUGUACUAGUAGUAGCUAUAGCCGGGGAGAUGUCUCUGUAGUAUGAGAUUCUGAAUAAAUAAAUAAACCGCUGAUCCUUGUCGGCGA